AUGUUUUCAUUAAAUUACAUCAUUGCAACAACUUUCAUUUUAUGUUGUUUACUCUUGCGGACAGCACAUACGUCUCCUGUUCCAAAACCGGAAGCAGGCUUUGUUGGAGGCAAUCCAAAGAAAGGUGCUAUGCCACCGGUACAUUAUCCAUCCAGCUAUAGUGGCUCAGGGAAUGGACGAGAUAAAUUACCCACACAAAUUGCGGCCAAACCUUCUACACCUCGGGCUUCUGCUCCACAGCCAAAGAAAACGGGUAGCGGAGGUGGAAUUACAGGAAAGAUUACAAAACUAUUCUCCGGUGGAUCGGGAGGAGGCGGAAAGGGGCGAAAGCCAAAGAAAUAG
Messenger RNA from Meira miltonrushii, 342 nucleotides. RefSeq lists its product as uncharacterized. NCBI's taxonomy places the organism in Eukaryota, Fungi, Basidiomycota, Exobasidiomycetes, Exobasidiales, Brachybasidiaceae. Bases 1 to 342 code for a protein of 113 amino acids. The transcript has a single exon. The record is from RefSeq and is a predicted model, not a curated record.